GCACUCCACGAUCCCACGCAGGCGGCGCUGUGACGGGCAGGCGGCGGCGCCGCGCCUGCGCCGGCGGGAGAGCGGCGCUUCCUGCGCGGUGCCGGCAUGGCGGCAGCGUUCCUGAUGGAGAUCCGGCGGGCCACGCAGAGCGCGCUGCUGGUUAUCCGCGCGGCGGCGGAUCUCCCCAGCGCGCCGGUGGAGGUGUCGGUGUGCGCGGAUUCCCUGGAAGUGAGGAGCGGCGGGAGCUGCGAUGCGGCGGCGCUGCCGGCAGGGGUCAGCCUGGCGCCGUCCUCGUGCCGCGGGCUCCGGCGCCUGCGCGGGGACGGGCUGCACCUGCGCGUGCGCCUGCGCCGCCCGCCGGCCGCCGCCGAUGUGGUUUUUGCUUUGAGGGAAAGCCUGAAACCCAACAAUAACUACAUCUUUUACUGUCAGUCCUGUGGUGACAUCGUAGUGAACGACCGGAAAUUUCUCAGAGUUCUUCCUCUACCAAGUGAAAACUGGAGUGAUUUAGUUGAAGAGUGGUGUUGUCACCCCGACCCCUUUGCCAGAAGCACUUUGCACCCUCAGCAUGGUGACUGUUUUGUUGGAGACACUUUUUUUCUGUUGAAUUCAAGAAAUGAAUCACAUGUGCACGAAUCUCCUGUGUGCUCCUCAGAGGCUGGACACCAUGUUUUGCAGAGUGGAUCCAACUUGAAGUCAAAAGAAAAUACCAGAGUAAUUUGUAAGCGCUGCAAGACAAUGCUGGGAGAAACAGUUUCAUCAGGUACCAUUAAAUAUUAUGUCACUGAGGUGGUUGUUCAAUCAGCUGAGGGAGGUUUCAGUCCAACACCAAGGUCUCAAUUUGUACAGAGCAUUGUUGCUCAGUGUCUUUUGGAAUUGUCCUCUGCUAAAAGCACAUUUAGAUUCGCCAUAAAAGGAGAUAAUGGAAAAACCUAUAUUCUGAUCUGGCUUUUAAAUUCUGACACGUUGCUGGUAGAGUCUUUAGGAAGUUCCUCCUCCCACAGUGAUUUUACACUGUUUGGAGAUAUCCUUACACCUAGCUCUGGACCAGUGGGAACCUGGAAUGCUCUCAAAGUCCUUUACCAGCCCUGCAUUCAAGGCAGAAAUAAGGAGUAAUUGCCUCUUUAAAAUACUGAAUUUCCUUCUCUUCUGAAGUCAGUACAUCAGGAGAAAACAACUUCAAAGCAUCAAGCUGAGAGAUUUUUGUGAACAGUGAUUACAGCAUUUUUUCUGUACAGCAGGAUAACUUCUCCCUUUGGAUUCAGGCAUAAUGUUCUGGAGUGCCUGGUAUUUGUGAAUAUUUCUAUAUGGAAUAUCAACAGUGCUGUGGAAGAGAUUUAAUUUUACCCAAAGGUUUAAAAAUCAGAGGCCAGAAAUCAUUUUCAUCUUUAUAUUGUUCUGAAAAUCCAUUUCAACUUCAGAAAUGGCCCCCUGCUUGGUAUAAUAGGACUUUAAAAGGGAAUUAAAGUUUAUGGAGCAUGUAUAAAUCUUCAUGUGGCACAGCUGGUAGGAAUAACCUCUGUAAGAACACCCAGGCAAGUGCUUUCUACUAUGGCUAGGGGACUUAGAGCUUGAUGUACAGGGUAACAACAGUGCCAUCUCAUCAUACAGACCAUUGGUUCAUUCAACUUUGAUUUAAUUUGAUUUUUUUUCUUAAAUAAUUUUUCUCUGCUGCUUGCUUGGUUUCUUUUGCUGACAAAACCAGUGUUACUGUUUGUGGCUAUUCCACAGCCCUGAAUGCACUCCUGUUUCAAUACUCUUAGGGCAGGGUAUCAAAGACACUAUCCCUCUGGUACCAGUGACAGUGUUGAGACUGCUGGCUGCUGUGACAGUGAGCUCAUAUUAGGGCUGUAUUUUCUACCUAGUGCCUAAUUCCCAUGCUUUGUGGUUAGAGCCUUUCCUGGGGACGGUGGUGUGACCAUGAGUAACAAGGCAAAGGGCUACCACAUUGCUACCUGGGUUUGCUGCUGCCUCUCUGCCACUCUCCCUGCAUGGCCUAGAUGGGAAACUCAAAUUGUAAUGCAGAAAUCAACCCUGCUUUUCAGUCAUGGUCUUAGGUGAGGUUACUGCACCAACUUUUUGCCUUGCUUUUGCUGCACAGGCAUCUGAGCCACUUGACAGUCAAUUCCUCAGGUGCUGCAGUUUAGAGCAUAUGGUUGAAAGUAAAUUGUUGCCAAUUUUGGGUUGCUUAAAGACACUGCACAUUGAACAAUGGAAGUUUAGGAAAUGAGUGAUGAGCAGUUCAGGUGCCCAGUCAGGGUCAGCUGCUGAGACCAGUAGCUUCAUCAGCUUUCUCACCCCUGCUCAUCCAUCAGGUCACUGAGUACCAAGACUGAGUGAUGCCAAUACCUCACAGUGCACAGAAAUAGCAGGUUGCACCAGUUUUACAGUGUUUAUGCAUUGGGUCUGAAUGUCUUCUUUUUUUUCACCUGUAACUACUAACUAAAAAAAUAAUCUUACUUAAAAAACCUAUGCUGAUUUAUCAUAAUUGCAUCUAUCAAUCUAUUUCUAAUGACUAGAUGCAUGAAUUUCAAGAGUCCCUUCCCUAAGGCCACAUUAGUCAGUAUAACCUCAGACUGAUAUGGAGAACAAUUUUUUUCCCAAACUCAUAAGGAUGUGUAAAAAAUUUAUGAUGUUGCUUUAACAAGGCCCACUGAGAUUUGGGAUUAUAUAUCUAAGCCCUUAUUGAAGACAAAAUCUCUCCUAUGUUUAGUCAUGCAGAGCAAAGCUGCUCUUCAGACAGAACUUUAAAAAUUAAGGUAAUUUGAUAAACAUAAAAUCGAAAUUAUAGAGAAGGGUAUGAGGGACCUUUCCUCUGAAUUCCUUUACUGCAAAGCCAGUUACUAUUAAAAAAUAUAAAAUGUAAAUUAGAGUGGCAGCAGCUCUUGAAUUUUAAGGCCAUUUCACUAUACUAGGAGCUGCCAGUGGAAAUUCUUUACCAUUGUUAGAAGACAACUACUUGCAAUACUGAAGAAAAAGCAGAGGAUGCAAGACAGACCUCAUUCCCUAGCAGGAGAAUUCAUUCUCCUGUAUAAUUAAUCUGAUUUCCUAGUCUCAUUCUUCAGCACCCAAAUCUCUGCUCUUUCUCUAAGAGGUAAUUUUUACUCAGGUUGGGGCCUCAGUUUAGCAUCCCUCUACUUCCUUCUCCUGGGAAACUCUAGAAGGGAAAUUAAGUGCAAUGUAUUUCAUGAGAUAUUUUAUGUCCAACUCCCUCUUGUUUUCUUGAAUGAGGAAUUAGGAAAUUAAACUGUUUCCACAGGCUUGGAAAUUAAAAAUCUGAUUUAACAUUAGGCCAUUUAAUUAAAUUAUAAAAAUUGAACCUAAUAUUUUUGGCAGGGUAUUUUACAGGAAGCCACAGUGCAGUUGGCAGAAAGAAGUUCCACACUUUCAAAGCACCAGAGUUGUUUUAGACAUUUUCACUCUUUGCUUAAACUUGAACAAUCUGUCUGUCCAGAAACUUAAGUGCAUUCUUUGUCUCUCUCAAGAAACCAGGCAUUCUACUUUUGUAAGGGUUAUAGAUUGAAAAAUAUCUACACUAUGCUAUUCAGCCUUCCUUUGGGUAAAUUUCUACUAUUUUAAUUAGCAGUGUUUGCUGUGAAAGUAUUUAGAUUCACUGACAAUUCAUACAGGGCAGUCUACAGGAGCUGCACAGUCCCAGAAAACCUUGAAGAAAAAAAUGAAAACUUGAAUGUGGCUGGGGAUGGUAUUGCUGUGUUUACAAGCAGUGACACUGAGUAUUGUAUGAGAGAAUGCAGACAGAUAGGUGUUCUAGAUUAAUGAUUAAGACAGGUACUGGUCUUUAAGCAACAUCUGCAUGUAUUUUUACAUUUUGUAGAUCCAACAGGAAUAUGUAAUCCUCCUAUGCCCCAGAUAAUGAUGUUUUGUUUCAGUAAGUGAUGGGAGCAUUGUCUUUGAAUGACCUUGUAUUCACCUUGCUUAAUGUAGAAUGAUUUAGUCUGGAUGCAAAGUUCUGCUUUUAAGGAUGAAGAGUUAGUAAAUCUUUAAAUCUGAUGAAACACCAAACAAUUAUUGUCCAUCUCUUGAAUUGUAUUGCUGUUGUGGGGCCUUAUUUUCUUUUUUUCUGCAGCAUCUCUGAGAUCUGAGAUUUUGUUAAUAAUGAGUAUUGCAGUUGGGCGCACAUGACAUAGUUGCUGCUGCUCUGUAGAUAUUUCAAUCAGAGUUACCAAUUUGGAAAUCAUCUGGUAGCUGUUUUGGGCAAGCAGACCAGGUAUUUUUGGACUGACUUCAGUAAUAUCUCAGUGAAUGAAGGAGGACUCUAAAGAGAUGAAACUAGAAAACAAGUCAAUCACAGAUGAAACUAGGAGCUUAAAUAACUCAAUUCUUGACAUUGCAUUUGUGAUGCUUAGAAUUAUUAUAAGAGAUAAAGAAUAAGUACUUUUUUUAAAAAUCUUGGACAUUAUAUACUAUUUUAUUUUGGAACAGAUAUAAUAAUAAAAUUCCUUGCUAACGUGCUGCA
Messenger RNA from Passer domesticus (house sparrow), 4468 nucleotides. RefSeq names its product ubiquitin protein ligase E3D (gene UBE3D). NCBI's taxonomy places the organism in Eukaryota, Metazoa, Chordata, Aves, Passeriformes, Passeridae. Gene Ontology annotation, biological process: protein autoubiquitination; protein monoubiquitination; proteasome-mediated ubiquitin-dependent protein catabolic process. Gene Ontology annotation, molecular function: ubiquitin conjugating enzyme binding; ubiquitin protein ligase activity; cyclin binding. Bases 97 to 1107 code for a protein of 336 amino acids. The record is from RefSeq and is a predicted model, not a curated record. Gene Ontology annotation, cellular component: nucleus; ubiquitin ligase complex; cytosol. The transcript is spliced from 9 exons.